Molecule: messenger RNA, 703 nt
Organism: Anopheles maculipalpis
Lineage: Eukaryota; Metazoa; Arthropoda; Insecta; Diptera; Culicidae
Exons: 5
Coding region: 158-694 (178 amino acids)
Source: RefSeq, a predicted model, not a curated record
CAGUAGUCCCCAGCGGCGAUCUCGGUGAUACAUCUCACCGCUGGCGCUUAGGCAUUAGUUAGUCAUAUCGGUUCGUGCGAGACACCACGCCAAUGUAGUGGCCGCUACGCAACCGUCCUGUGCUUGUGACGCGUACUUGCGCCAUCCUUAACCGAGAAUGUGUCCUUCCGUUUGGAGCCCGGGGAAGCUUGUGUUUGUUGCGUUCCUGCUAGCGGCCAGUGCAAUCAGUGCCGAUGUGUAUCCUGCUCACAAACCACACAUCAGACAGCCUCGUGGAUUGGGCUUCUUUCACAAGAUAACGCACCUCGGUUCGUUGCUCUAUCAACAGUAUAAUGACACCACCUACACGCUGAAGAGUGUUUACGAUCUGCUUAGCAAUGAGUUCACGGACACCUUCACUACAACCACACCGGACCCUCGCACGACGUCCACUACACCGGAUCCAACCACCAGUACUACGCCAAAAUAUCGUAUCUCCAGGGCCGAGCUAGGACGCAUCCUGAACCGUAACUACCGUGGUCUACAGAAACUUUUCCGUCUCGAAUGGAACGAUGCGUGGAAUCAAACGAAGUACAACAUCGAUGACUACAAGCGGGAACUCAAGAACUCGGCGUUUCCACCAAGCAACAAGACGGCCGGUCCGAUCAAUGUCAACCUAACGGUGGAGGUGAAUGCGGACAUCAUCAAACCUUAGGAUGCGCGC